Molecule: messenger RNA, 1008 nt
Organism: Seminavis robusta
Lineage: Eukaryota; Bacillariophyta; Bacillariophyceae; Naviculales; Naviculaceae
Source: the annotation of a GenBank genome assembly
GACAUCUAUGUCAUAGAUCUUAUAGCUCCACGGUAUUUACAAAGCAUACUCGUACUGUAUAGCUGAACAGGAAGCAUACUGUAUGAAACAGAAAAAUGACAGCGUUGGGUGUCACAGAAGAAACAGAUCCCUGAGUUGUGAGCACAACGCAGCAACAAGCUCGACCUCAUGUAUACAAUCCUUUGAUUGAAGAUUCGAACAUGGAAGCCACUUUCACCAAAGUCGGGGGGAUAGAAGACUUUGAUAGCCGCAGUGUAAGCUCGUUGACGACAGUGCCAAUAUCCAAUAAAAGCAAUAUAACUUCAGAUGUUAGUAGUAGGUUUUCGGGCGAAGUACUGGAGAACCCCGAUGAAACUGACACUAGUACUUCCAACGUUGACGAAUUGGACGAAGACUUACUGGACGCAGACUUACAGGAGAAAUUACGAGAAGCCUCUCGACAAGCUGCUCGACAAGCUGCUCGACAAGCUCGAGAAGCACGACAAGCAGCUAAAAGAAAGCAGCGUAAGCGAAAUUGGGAAAGGUUUCUUCAAAAUGGACACGAAGACGCAAAAAAAGACAAUAAGAAGCACUGUGACGAUGAGAACGGAGACGAAGGCGGGAAUUCCGACUCGAAGCGUCCCGCGGUGGCUGCGGCUCCAGCUUCUGUUGGUGUUGCUAGUAAAUAAUGGGGUUGUACAGAAACGAAUACUGUACAAUUCACGCCGACAAGGACGGUGUUUUUUCGUUUGAAAGUGUACCACUUGGGGCAGGCUUCAGAUGCUUCUUUAGGCGCUGUGUCUAGCUAGCUAGCUGUACGAAGUAUGCAUUUAUACGAUAGAAAGAUCGCAAUAGGCCAGCGAGAGAAAUGACAAUGCUAGAAUGGCAUCCGCAGCUGCACAUCUCUUACCGUACGGGUCUUUUCAUCGUUAUUCCAGGAUACAGCACCACAGAAGAGUAUAUACCGCUACAGUACUGUACUUGGAGAUUUAUUCUGUACCGUACACGUCACGCCGCACCGUACCGUAC